AUGAAAAAGCAUGUAUGGACUCAGGUGUAUAAGCCGUACGUAGGCUUACAUACGUUCACUAUAUUACCCAUCGUAUUGAGACCCAGGAGUCGGGGUUGGAUACGACUGGAGACCGCCGACCCCUACGCUCAGCCGCUAAUAGAGCCCAAUAUCUUUGACUCGGAUCAGGACCUCAAUGUGUUGGUGGAGGGCAUGAAACUGGCCCUCAAAGUGGCCAAAACACCCGCCCUUCGCGCUUACAACGCCCAGCCCUUUCAGACCACAUUUCCCGGCUGUGAGGGACUGGAGCUCUACUCAGAACCUUAUCUCAGGUGUAUGGCCCGGGUAUAUACUAUAACAUCGUGGCACCCGUCGGGCACCUGUAAAAUGGGCUUUAAAACAGAUCCCAGUGCUGUCGUGGAUCCCAUGGGUCGGGUGUUUGGCGUGCGUGGGCUCCGGGUGGUGGACGCGUCCGUUAUGCCAAACGUCGUGUCCGGCAAUACUAACGCUCCGACUAUUAUGUUGGCCGAGAAGAUGGCCGAUCACGUGAAGGGUCGCCGACUUAAGCCGUUUGUACCGCCGAUGACUAGGGCUAUGAUCGCACGGUUACCUUACAUGCCGUAUGAGGACUGGCAUUUCAGUCUGUUAUACUAG
Messenger RNA from Oppiella nova, 633 nucleotides. The record is from the annotation of a GenBank genome assembly. Lineage: Eukaryota; Metazoa; Arthropoda; Arachnida; Sarcoptiformes; Oppiidae.